Messenger RNA from Phytophthora nicotianae INRA-310, 1440 nucleotides. RefSeq lists its product as hypothetical. The transcript has a single exon. Gene Ontology annotation, cellular component: Golgi apparatus. Gene Ontology annotation, molecular function: alpha-1,3-mannosyltransferase activity. Lineage: Eukaryota; Oomycota; Peronosporomycetes; Peronosporales; Peronosporaceae. The record is from RefSeq and is a predicted model, not a curated record. The coding region runs from base 1 to 1440 and encodes 479 amino acids. Gene Ontology annotation, biological process: protein O-linked glycosylation.
AUGGAGCAGCCUGUCCGUCGUCAUCCGCGCUUGCCUGUGUCGCUGCUGUUGCUCGCAAGCAUGGCGAGCAUCUUGCUGAUCACUGUCUAUAUCAACAGUAGACUCAUCGGGAACUCCUCCAUCGGUCUCAGCGACAGUUUCGAUGCCUUUCGGUCCAGGACGAACAAUCUACGGCUUCAAACCGGAGCUAAUGUCGACGACUCAGCAUUCAAGAGUACACCCGUGCAUCCAGAGUCUCAAUUCUACAAGCGCGGACAGAACUUCGACGCAAGCGUGAGUCGCGACCGCGGUAUCAUGAUCUGUAUGCACGACGGGGUACUGGACAUGGGAUUGUCACUUAUUCGGGAGCUGCGCUGCCUUGGCAACCAAGAGCUCAUUCAGAUUUAUCACUGCGGAGAAGAUGAAUUGUCAAAGAGAUCUGUCAGCCUACUGUUCAGUCUUGACGACCGCGUUGAACUUGUGGACGUGUGCUCCGAUCUUUCAUCGCGAAACGUGAUCUCCAGUAACUUGACCGCUCAAUUCCAGAGUUGGUGGAUCAAACCACUUGCUAUGUAUCACACAGAUAUUCGACACGUGAUGUUACUAGACGUAGACGACGUCAUCAUGAAAGACCCUGCUGUUCUUCGCCAUCUUGACGGAUACGUGGAAACGGGAACUACUUUUUUCUAUGAUCGCGUUGUUCAGAAGAAGAAAUUCCUCAAUGGAAACGACCAUGGGAGGUAUUAUCUACGGAGAUUACUUCGGGAGUUUGACUAUGCGAGGUUCACUGUGUCUAGGGGCUUUGCUCCAUCGAAGCAUUUACUCAGCACGUUCGCGUACAAGGGUAAAUCCUGCCACGAAAUGGACUCCUCAAUGGUGUUGAUUGACAAGGAGCGUGCAGGAAAGACCGUCAUGAACAUUAUACUCUGGCUUGUUACGGAAGAACGUUUCCGCUUCAAGUAUUCGUGGGGUGAUAAGGAGACGUUCUGGUUGGCAUUCGAGCUGGCUCAUGUGCCGUAUACUUUCUCGCCCUGGGGCGUUAGUGUGGUCGAUUCAAUGCCGAAUGAGGACAUGAAGAGACAUCCCGACGCACUUUGUGGGAGUAUUUUACAGUUCUUGCCUGUUGAGAACAACGAGACAGAGAUACUGUACGUCAACGGCAAGGCGCUGAUCGACCCAUACCCGCAGGGUGUUGCCUACAUCCGCAAGGCAAAGCAAAACAACUUGUUCAAUAUGCUGCCGACGCACAUGACGCCUCGACAGCGCCGCAGAGAAGUGAACACUACGACGGAGAAAUUCAAUAUUGAGUGUCUUGUUGGAAUGGGUUCGACUCCAUUACCCACUACUUUCUCCCACAAUCUAUUGCGUCGCCGCCUGCAUUUUCUCGGAGUUGCCAUGGACGUUAUUGGCUCUCUGCAGCAUUGCGAAACGUAUAAUCAAGAAGGAGCCCACCAAUACUAG